AUGGAUACAAUCGAUUUUACUAAUAAUGGUACGUCGAAAAUCUUGGCCAAGCGACCGAGAGUACGUCGAAAUAUACCACGACGCAGAAGACUUGCAUUAAGGAAUAUUAUAUAUCUUCAAAACACAACGCAUCUUCUUAUACCGAGAGCACCGUUUAUUCGUUUAGUUAGACAAAUUUUUAUAGAAUUAUAUUCCACAAUUUACAGAAUACAAUUGGUCGCACUAGAAGCAUUACAAGAGGCGUUAGAAAUGUAUAUGAUACAAUUUUUCGAAGAUUCAUUGUUAUUGACUAACCAUGCGAAGCGUGUAACACUUCAAAAGGAUGAUAUGUUAUUGAACCGACGAUUAAGAGGUCGAACUGACAUUAUCAACAAAUGAAAUAAAGUAAAACUCGUUAUCGACUGUAAA
Molecule: messenger RNA, 408 nt
Organism: Vespula pensylvanica (western yellowjacket)
Lineage: Eukaryota; Metazoa; Arthropoda; Insecta; Hymenoptera; Vespidae
Product: histone H3.3-like
Exons: 4
Coding region: 1-378 (125 amino acids)
Cellular component (GO): nucleosome
Molecular function (GO): protein heterodimerization activity; structural constituent of chromatin; DNA binding
Source: RefSeq, a predicted model, not a curated record